This is a messenger RNA of Electrophorus electricus (electric eel), 917 nucleotides long. It is a transcript of the gene fgfbp1a, whose product is annotated as fibroblast growth factor binding protein 1a. Gene Ontology annotation, molecular function: growth factor binding. Gene Ontology annotation, biological process: cell-cell signaling. The record is from RefSeq and is a predicted model, not a curated record. NCBI's taxonomy places the organism in Eukaryota, Metazoa, Chordata, Actinopteri, Gymnotiformes, Gymnotidae.
AGUUAGAAGGUUUAGAUAGAAGCGUGUGGCCCGGAAGGAGCGCUAUAAAGACCACGAACGAGAAGUUCAGGUGUCAAGAAACACAACUGCAUUCUACUCCAUGCGUUCCAAGGUUUUCCAGAGUUAAUCCUAAAGAAUGAUGUGCGUAAAAGGCAUCGCUCUGGUAUUGAUCUUCGUCUGCAUUGCGCAACAGUUCCUGCAGGUGGACAGUCAGGCGAUCAACACGAAAAGGGGAGAAAAUAGGAAGGGGAAAAGAAGAGAAAAGCAGGGCAGCUCGGCUGCCAAGGCAACGCUGCCUCCCCGCGAUCGGAAUGAGAGUGGGUCUAAAGACUCGAGUGACGGCACGUUCACAGGCCGGUUUUCAACUCCAGACAAGACGCGAUGCACGUGGGUAGCCACGGGUAUUGAUGUAUUUGUCCUGGACAUCAGCUGUAAAAAGAGGACCAAGACGUUCGACUGCGAGUAUACAGCGAAACCAAGAUCAUGUCCAGAGUACGCGUCCAGAGCCAAAGUGUAUUGGAAGCAGAUCGUGCGGUCGUUGAAAAGGCUAAAGAAGCCGUGUCAUAACAGUAAAGAGCUUGUCCAAACUAGUGUGUGUCGAAAUGCCCCUAAGGACGCACACUUCAAGCUCAGCACCGCACCUCAGAUACCGCUUCAGCCACAGCCAAGAAACAAGUCGUGUGCGGAUCUUGCUGACAGACAGAAAUUGGCCGAAGACUAUUGUGGAGGCGCUUGGUCUUCGCUGUGCACCUUUUUCUUUGCUAUGGUCGAGACUGAAAAUUGCUGAAUGGUAGCCUAAAUGGCUUUAAUUUACAAACAGGCUCAUAAGCUCCUAAGGAAGACUGAAGGGGAGCUUUUAGUUUUAUAAUCUACUUUUGCAGUUUUAUAAUCUAAGAAACUUGUGUUCCUUUCUAAGU